CUGCACCUUCUGCGAUUCUGGGGGAAGGGAGGGGAAGGGGAGAGAGAAGAGAGAACGAAGAGAGCGAGAGAGAGAGAGACCAUCUUCGCAUCAUCUUUUUCCGAAAAGUUGCAGAUCUGCAUUCCAUCGGGUACCAAUUAACUCCCGCACGCAGUGCUGUCCUUCGCUCCCUCUGCGUGGCAUGAUGCUGUUGGGCUUGGCCGUCACGCUCGCCCUCUGUGUCACGGGCAGCAAUGCCUUCACGUCGCCCACAGACACGACACAGGUGCCCCAGCAUGUAUGUCUGCACCGCCCGCACACACGCAUCAUCUCUGUCUGUGUACCUGUUUGUCUGUGUUGCUUUGCUUUGUUGCAGGUCCGUCGUCUGCAGCCUUUUGGCUCGUCGCUGUCGAAGUCGGAGUAUGACGACCUUUGUGGUUUGCUGGGCAACAACACAACGCUCACACUGCUCUACAAGUACGCAUACACAGACACACAGACACACACAUAGGCACACCUGUGCGUGCGCACGAGAGCAUCAGCAGUGGCUGUCUGUCCCCUUUGUGUGUGUGACAUACAGGUCCUCUUCUGCCGGUACUGCAUAUGGUGAUAUGCUGGCUUGUGUUGAGAACAAGCCCAACGUGGUGAUUGUCAUCCGCAACGCCCAGUACGCGUUCGGCGCCUUCAUCAGUGAGGGCAUCAGGCUGCCCGCCUUCAAUAGCACCACCGGCAUGAUGCCGAGGUGGCACGGGUACGAGAGUGACGUGUGGUUCUUCUCCCUGGCGGGCCACUACGAAAAUGCGACCAAGAUAGAGAUCGACCAGCAGAGCCAGGAUGUCCUAGUGGCAUCUCAGAUUUGGGGGAACCCGAUGGCUCCGUGUUUUGGGGGGCUUGUGCCUCGUUAUAAUGCGAGAGUGGUUGUCGGCAGGGACCUGUCGUUGGGCAGGUCCUUGUCGGGCGGUUGUUGGCCGUUGAGCACUGACGACAUCCGUAAGGGCCGUCAGUCCACCGACGCAAACGAUGUGCCUGAGGGCUAUAUGGGGGUGACGGAUGAGAAUGGCAAUGCUCUGCUGGGGGGCAGUCGGCAAUUCAUAGCUGACGAGAUAGAGAUUUUCGCUGUGAAGUGAGUGUGACGAGAUAGCCCAGCUUCUUAUCCCUCCCCCUGUCUGCCCCUGAGGUGUGCGUGUGUAUGUGUGUGUGCCGAUAUGAAUAUGUGGUUCAUCUGCUGGACUGCGUGCGGUGAGAUAUGUGUCUCCCCGCCUCUCUGUCUCCCUGCCUGCCUGAGUGAAUAGCAUGCUGUCCUGUGCGCGUCAAUUCAUGUCUGUCAGUGUGUGUGUGUGUGUAUAUGUGUGUGUGUGUGUUCCCUUUGUGUGACGGGAGUGCGUUUGUUUGUUUGUAUGAAGAAGUAGUCAUCGUGAAGUGGGUGAGUGAGUCGAGAGAGCCCUUGGCCCGUGUCUGUCGGUCUGUCGUCUGUCUGUCUGUCUGUCCUUCCUGGUGCGUGUGUCCGUGUGUGUGAGUUUGUGUGUUGAUGUGAUUUUGCGAAGUGCAUCUGUGGCCCUGUCCAUUUGUAGUGGAUUUCUGCUCGAUUGGGUGGAGGCUGUAGUGAGUUUCUGUUCUUCUGCAAGGGUCACUAUGAAUGGUCACCGCAAAAGAGCUUGCAAGCCAUCGGUCAGCCGGUCUAUUCAUCCCCGAGGGCCGAGACGCACACACUCAUGCACCAUAAUUGGUCGAUCAAUUCAGGCUCAACCAUAUCGCACACUUGCAAGUUGUCAUGUGAAUCUGUGUGAGACAUGACCACCAUUCGGUUGAUCUACUAUCAGUCAAUC
This is a messenger RNA of Vitrella brassicaformis, 1805 nucleotides long. NCBI's taxonomy places the organism in Eukaryota, Vitrellaceae. The record is from the annotation of a GenBank genome assembly.